AUGCAGGAUCGCAUCAAUCGGUUGGAGAACUUGGUGCUAGGGCUAAUGCAACAGAGUGCUCCAGAUUCUCAUGAAUCACCAUGUGAGUCCGGCCGAUUCGCAGAGCGGCUUGUCGGUCCACAUGAUUCAAACUUUGGUCGAAGGCUUUCUCGAAGUGGUUCUGAGGGCGAUGAGAGGUCGAAAUCUACGCGAGCUGAACAAAUCCAGGACGGAAUACCAUCCCCGUCCCCGUCUGACUAUGGCAGCGUCCGCAUUAAGGGGUCCGGUGUCAGCUACGUGAGCAGUGCACAUUGGACUGCUGUUCUGGACGGUAUUGCCGAACUCAGGGAUCAUUUUGAGCAGGAGGACAAUAACCACGUGGUUGCUUCCGAUGCAAUUCAGCCCCAAGUCAGCUUUCCCAGUAUCCAGCUUCUCUAUAGCGGGUGCCCUUUGCAUGUCACGCCGGCCUCAAUUCUCAAUUCGAUUCCCAUCCGACCUGUCGCUGAUCGAUUGGUCGCCCGCUACUUCAACUUCUUGGACAUGGCGCCAGGUAAGCAGAUCAUGACCGAGAUUAUCCAAGUAUCUGUAUUGACAGACCGUAAACCAGGCGUCCCACACAGCGACAAGUUUCUUCGUGAGGUAGGGACAUUUUCAUUUCACCUUCUCUGGAUUUUCAACACGUUACUAGUCACGAUCCGAGAGUUUCCUUCUACUAGUGCUGAUGAGAACAAUUAUGGGUACUCUCCGGGGUCCGCACAACCCCAGGAGGGCGAUGCCGCGAUUUCAACGUUCCGAGACAAUAUGAUACACUGUCUGAUACUUGGUCACUACACAAAGGGAGGGCCUUACGUGUUAGAGACUUUGAUUCUCUAUUUUAUGGUGGAAGUUUUUUCCGCCAAAGAUACUGAAGCCGGCACUCGAAUCUUAGUUGGAAUUAUCGUUGAGAUUGCGAUGCACAUGGGCUACCAUCGCGACGCCAAGCAUUUUCCCAACAUUUCUCCAUUUGAAGGAGAGAUGAGGAGGCGCAUUUGGGCCCUGAUAGUGCAGCUGGAUUUUAGUAUCUCAACUCAAGUGGGACUUCCCCGGAUCAUCAAAGAAAACCAGACCGAUGUAGCCGAACCCAGAAAUCUGGCUGACUCUGACUUGAACGAAUUCACCGCUGAACUCCCACCGUCCCGACCCGAAAAUGAAGUGACACCCACCCUCUACACCCUCGCAAAACUCAGACUUCUUUCUGUUGGGGUAAAGGUUGCUGAUGUUGCCACCGAGCCUCGACCAUAUUCGUACGCGCAUGUCCUUCAGCUCGAUAAGGAAAUCGAUGAGGCGCGUGAGGCACUACCAUCAAGCAUGAAAUGGGUCAGUCUCGCCUCGUCUCUGUCAGUCUCUUCACAGGUCAUCAUUCAGAGAAUAUGGCUAGAAGUCAGUGUCCAACGCUUGAAGAUCGUUUUGCACAAGCAGUUCAUGGUUGCUUCACCUCUUCAGCAACAAUACGAAUAUUCAGCUUCCGCCUGCUUAGUGUCUGCCAAAAAAAUCCUCGAGCUGCAACAUCUAAUCGAUGAAGAGACUCAAUUAAAUGGUCGACUGUACCAGAGCCGUUGGAGGGUGACUGCCUCGUUUAUUCAUGACUUCCUACUUGCUACUAGUAUUCUCUGUAUCUAUCUCCAGGCUCGCCAAUCAGAACAGGCAAGGGAUCACAUUACUUCUGGAGAGGAAAAAUCUUUACCUGUGGACAUUGACGGGCUGAAGCAACUGCUGAGGAAGACACAAGCGAUUUGGCUUCGGGAAAGUGAGACGUCUAGGGAAGCUCGAAAAGCUGCAUCAGCCUUAAACUAUGUUAUUGGCGCCCCUGGGGCCAGUCCAGAUCCAUAUUUGCUUGCACAGCGGCUUGGUUUAUCUUUUCAAGGACUCUCACCAACGAUACUGGGGUUUGAACUUCCUGGGUUUAAUCCUGAAGCGCCCAAUAGUUGUCUAUCUUGGCAGGAUUUUGCACCACGCAUGGAUAAUGCGGGCGAGUCGUACAUGGACAUUAACACCCUUCAGUAG
Molecule: messenger RNA, 2022 nt
Organism: Penicillium longicatenatum
Lineage: Eukaryota; Fungi; Ascomycota; Eurotiomycetes; Eurotiales; Aspergillaceae
Product: fungal specific transcription factor domain-containing protein
Exons: 3
Coding region: 1-2022 (673 amino acids)
Biological process (GO): DNA-templated transcription
Cellular component (GO): nucleus
Molecular function (GO): DNA binding; zinc ion binding
Source: RefSeq, a predicted model, not a curated record